UAUAAAUCAGGCUUAAGGCAGAUGGAUUCCCAAGCCCGAUGCGGAGGAGCAGAAGAUGGGAUACGCAUUUUCUCUGUCUCUCUAAUAAAUCAGAAAUCAGAAAAAGAAUACAGAUUACAAAUUAAGCAAUUCUAAGAAGAAAAACAAUGGAAAGCUCAUCGGAAUUGGUACCUUUCCCGUUGUUAAUGACGCCAAUCACAUCCAACUAUAGAGCUUGCACUAUUCCUUAUAGGUUUCCCUCUGAUAAUCCCAGAAAGCCUACUACUACUGAGCUUCAAUGGAUCGACCUCUUCUACAGUUCCAUCCCUUCCUUCAAGAAACGUGCUGAAAGUGAUACUACAGUUGCGGAUGCUCCUGCUAAAGCUCAAAAGUUUGCUCAAUGGUAUUCUGAGAUCCUUGAGGACUUGAAGAAAGAUCCUGAAAAUCAUGGUGGUCCCUCUGAUUGCAUUCUUCUGUGCAGACUGAGGGAGCAAGUACUAAGAGAAUUGGGGUUUAGAGACAUUCAAAAAAGUCAAGAGGAUGAAGAGAAUGCAAAAGCUAUAUCUAUAUUUGAGGAUGUUGUUCGUCUUAAUGACGCUAUUGAAGAUGGAACCCGGCGUCUAGAGAAUCUGGUUAAAGGAAUAUUUGCAGGAAACAUAUUUGACCUUGGUUCUGCACAGCUUGCUGAGGUUUUUUCAAGGGAUAGAAUGUCAUUUUUGGCUAGUUGUCAAAAUCUUGUUUCUCGACCUUGGGUUUUUGAUGAUUUAGACACCUUCAAAGUGAAAUGGAGCAAGAAAUCUUGGAAAAAGGCUGUGAUCUUUGUUGAUAAUUCUGGUGCAGAUAUAAUUUUGGGUAUUUUGCCCUUUGCAAGGGAGCUGCUCCGACCUGGAACUCAGGUAGUGUUGGCUGCUAAUAGCUUGCCUUCUAUUAAUGAUGUCACAUACCCUGAACUGAUAGAGUUUAUAUCAAAGUGGAAAGAUGGAAGUGGAAAGCCCGUGGCUGUCGAUACCUCUAAUCUUUUGAUUGCCAAUUCUGGAAAUGAUUUGCCAGUUAUUGAUCUUGCAAGCGUAUCGCAAGAGCUAGCUUAUUUAUCUAGUGAUGCAGACCUCAUAAUAUUGGAAGGAAUGGGUUGUGGGAUAGAGACCAAUCUUUAUGCUCAGUUUAAGUGUGAUUCUCUCAAGAUUGGAAUGGUGAAACAUCCAGAGGUUGCUCAGUUUCUUGGAGGACGGCUUUAUGAUUGCGUUUUCAAGUACAAUGAAGUUUUGAGUUAAUAAUUUUAUUCAUAUCUGUACUUUUAACUCAUUUGUUCAUAGCCAAUUAUUCAAUAGACACAUAUAUUUUAGGUCAUUAUCACUUGGAAGAAUUUACAUCUGUGAACAAAAGUCUGUUCAUUCAAUAAUAAAGAAGCACGGAAACUGAUUAAUACA
Molecule: messenger RNA, 1406 nt
Organism: Hevea brasiliensis (rubber tree)
Lineage: Eukaryota; Viridiplantae; Streptophyta; Magnoliopsida; Malpighiales; Euphorbiaceae
Product: damage-control phosphatase At2g17340-like
Exons: 12
Coding region: 147-1250 (367 amino acids)
Biological process (GO): coenzyme A biosynthetic process
Cellular component (GO): nucleus; cytosol
Molecular function (GO): ATP binding; pantothenate kinase activity
Source: RefSeq, a predicted model, not a curated record